CUCGGGCCUUGUUUCGAUACCUUCCUUAGUUGAUCCCCGCCAUUGCCCUUGGAACACCCCUUCUUUUCUUCGUCCCAUCAACAACACUCCGUCACUACACGUACCCGUGUUCGCGCGUGCGUUCACGUCUGUCGACUGCGACCCCUGCUGUCGCGGUGCAGCCUGGUGCUUCGUGCCCCAGGCCGACCCGAGGACGCAGCGACCCAUCGCAUCGCGACCCGCACGCAACCCGCAACCCACCACCGUCCGUUGCCAGCAUGAAGAAACAACAACAGCAGCAGCGGGUCCCUAAUGACGUUCAUGCUCAGGCAUGGCGUCAACCCACGCCGUCGAUGCCGGCGCUGCCACAGCACCAUCUUCCUCCGCAUCAGCAGCAGCAGCAGCAGUUGCAGCCGCAACAACAAUCACAACAACAACAAAGCGCGUUUGCUAACCAACCCGCCUGGUAUCCCAGCCCGAACCACUAUGCCCAGCAGCCCGAAUUGACUCGUCGCGACCAGCCGCCCAUGGACUUUCGCGCCUACGCCCAGAGCCAGCCGCAGCCGCCGCAGCAGCAACAUGCCCAACAUCAACAACAUCACCAGCAGCACCAGUCCCCACACCAGCAGCACGCCCAGCACCCACAACACCAUCAGGCUGCCCCCGUCCAGCCGUCCAUGCCCCAUGCCCCACAACCUCAAGUGACGCCGCAACAGCCAGCCCAGCAGCAGCAACAGCAACAACAGCCUACCCCCGUUCCUGCUCCCGCCCAGCCAAGAGGCCGUAAGCGCAACGCUCCCGGCGCGCAACCUUCUCCCCAUCCCCAACACGCUCCUCAGAUCGCCCACGCGCCGCCACACGCUCCUCAACACCAAGCGCAACAUGCUCCUCCACACCACGCGUCGCAACCUGGCCAGCCUCAGCAUGCGUCCGUCCCCCAGCCUCCUCAACAACAGCAGGCUCAGCAGCAACAGCCCCAGGUUCAGGCCCACCAAGCUGGCCAAACCGCUCCCCCCGCGCAGCAGACUCCGGUCCCUCCUCCGGCCGCUCAGCCCGUCCCCGUUCCUCAGGCCCAGGCUCCGGCUCCGCCUCAGGCUCAGCCUGCUGCUCCCGUCCCUGCCCCAGCCUCCGAUGCGACCGCUCCGCCAGCGAAGAAAAGUCGCACCAAUACCCCUUGGACUCCGGCAGAGGAGCAUCGCUUGAAGCAGAUGCGUGAUGCGGGUAACAGUUGGGCCGAGAUUGCCAAGACCUUCCCUACCCGCACUGAAGGCUCCGUCAAGAAACACUGGUACAAGGAUAUGCACUAUGCCGAGUUUGCUGAGGAUGAGAGUGCCGCCCUCAUGAACGCCAUCAAGGAGUACGAGAACAACAAGUGGAAGGCCAUUGGCGCCAAGGUUGGCAAGCCGGCCAAGGCUUGCGAACAGUAUGCUAAGGAGCAUUUCCCUGAGCUCUUCGCGCCUCAGAAGGCUCGCUAGAGAUGGAUGACUACGUCAUCUCCGACACGACAAGGGUCUGAUUGCCAGUGACGAGCUUUGCAAAGCUGUACGCUGUCUGCAGCGUGGUCAGCAAAAAUACUCUCAUAAGGAAUACAUCUGCCUUGGCUCUCGUGGCCUAGGCGGCUGCGGGGCAACUCUCUGGCAAUCGCAGUCGGAUGACCUGGUACCCUCGGGUUCCUUGGGUUUCCGACAUCUCCGGGCCGGACCAUAUAAAACCAUCAAAGUCAGGCUUUAGUUUAGUCAUGGGCGUUUUGGGAUGCAAGAUCAAUAUCUGGUAGACACACGUCUUUGGUGUCCGCCAAAGGUGGGCAUUUACUUGUCCGCCAAAUCGGAAAUGGAUGAAGAAAGAAGAACCUCAAUCGAAUCGAAGAAAAGUUUCGUUGUUUCCUUAUUUUCUCUUGGGCUUGGACUUGUCUAUUUCGGAAGUUGGGAGAAAGGAUGGAAGGCCUUGUUAUGGAAAAAGAUUUCUUGCUUUGCUUGCGCGCGCGGGCGAUGGGUAUCAAUCGUCGCUUGGUUCACAAACUCUCUCCUCUUGCCUUUGUUGAUGUGUUGAUGUCGAUGUUGUCGUGUUGUGGAUGUCGUGAACAUGGAGGGUUGACGUGACAAAAGAGGUGGGUGGGGUGGAUAUAACUUUCAUGUGGAGGAAAUUACUCGACGACUUGAUGGGGUGUCCAAAUCUAAACAGAUCACGGUGCCAGGUUGAAGCUGGAUGUUGUUGUCUGAUGGUCAAGGGAUCCCCGGGGACGGACUUAGUUCGAAGGUUAGAGAGAUUGAUCCUGUUCUUGUCGAUAGUCAAUGUUGGUGUAGUCUAGCGGGAGGGUACGUAGUAGCGGGUUAGCAGGUUGGUAGUUAGUCGUCGUCGUCGUUGUCGUCACUGAGUUGCUUUAUACCCCUUCG
Molecule: messenger RNA, 2372 nt
Organism: Neurospora tetrasperma FGSC 2508
Lineage: Eukaryota; Fungi; Ascomycota; Sordariomycetes; Sordariales; Sordariaceae
Exons: 4
Coding region: 258-1454 (398 amino acids)
Source: RefSeq, a predicted model, not a curated record